AUGCCCUUCGAACACGUAGCCAUGGACCUGGUGGGGCCCCUCCUGAAAAGCACCGUGCGAUUUCAGUAUGUGUUGGUCCUAGUAGAUUAUGCUACUCAUUUCUUGGAGGCAGUACACCUGCGGAGCAUCACCGCUUGGCCCCGCUUCGAUGGAGAAGACAGCGAGAAGAACUACACGGUGGUGGAGGAGGCCCUGGCAGUGAAAUGGGAUUGUGAUGCCCUACAUUACUACCUUCUUGGAGCCCCAUUCACCCUAGUCACCAACCACGCCCAACUUCAGUGGAUGAAUAAAAUGAAAGACAAUAAUAUGAGAAUACAGCAAUGCUGCCUGUUCCUCCUCUCCCUGCCGAGCUUCAGCUCUGGCUCCAAUGACAACGGCACCGUGGUGCUCACCACCAGUGGCCCCAUCCGGGGCAAGCGCCUCCAGGCUGGCUCCAGCACAGUGACGGCCUUCCUGGGCAUCCCCUACGCCGAGCCCCCCGUGGGGACCUUGCGCUUCCAGAAACCGCUUCCCCACCAGCCCUGGAGCCAAAUCCUGGAAACCACCAGCUUCGGCAAUGUCUGCCACCAGCCUCCGCUUCCUAGUUACCCUGAGACCAAAUUAUUGACACCCACCACGCCGCAAUCUGAGGACUGCCUCUUCCUCAAUGUCUGGGUGCCCCAUCCCCGGCCCCCUACACCAGCCCCCAUCCUCAUCUGGAUCCACGGCGGUGGGUUCUUCACCGGGGCAGCCUCCGUUGAGAUCUAUGAUGGGCGCUUUUUAGCAGCAACCGGGAAAAUGAUCGUGGCCUCCAUGAACUACCGGCUGGGGGCGCUGGGCUUUUUGUCUCUGCCCCCGGCCGCCCCGGGGAAUGCCGGCCUGUGGGACCAGCGCCUGGCGCUGCGCUGGCUGCGGGACAAUGCAGCCGCCUUUGGUGGGGAUCCAGCCCACGUGAUGCUUUCCGGCCAUGGCUCUGGGGCUGCGUCAGUCGGCUUCCACCUCCUCUCCCCGGGGAGCCGGCCCCUCUUCACCCGCGCCAUGCUGCAGAGCGGAUCCCCGACAGGACCCUUGGCUUCAAGUUCGCUUGAGGAGGCCAAGGAGAGAGGCCAGAGGCUGGGCCAGCUGCUGGGCUGCACCGAUAGCGAUGACACGGCCUUGGUGGGCUGCCUGCAGGGGAAAGAACCCGGGGAGUUCCCCAAACACGAGUUCUCCAUCUUGCGCCACAGGGAGCUGCUGGGGCUGCCCUUUGUGCCGACAACAGAUGGGGAUUUCCUGCCUGAUUCACCAUCAAGACUCCUGCAGGCUAAGCAGAGCCAGCCUAUACCCAUCGCAGCUGGUUUCACUGCCAACGAAGGCUCCUACCUACUACUCUUUUCUGCCCCCACCUUACAGCUGCAGAACGCCAGCAACGUCGGUAUGGAGGAGCUGCUGCUUGUGUUGAAGCUCAUGGUGCCAGGGGCACCAGAAGGGGCCGUCCAGGCUGUGGCUCGGUGGUACAGCCAGGAGGGGGAGAAGCAGGGCGAGGCACAGUAUCGAUGGGCCAUGGAACAAAUUGUUGGUGACUACAUCAUUUUGUGCCCAGUAGCCGAGCUGACCAGGCUAGAAACAGAGGCCG
Molecule: messenger RNA, 1594 nt
Organism: Chrysemys picta bellii (western painted turtle)
Lineage: Eukaryota; Metazoa; Chordata; Testudines; Emydidae
Source: RefSeq, a predicted model, not a curated record